CUUUAAAAUAUUCAUAGCCGAUUGUUUAAAUAAUGGGGUACUUAAAGUCAAUCGGUACCGUAAUAAUAUAUGUUAGUUUCUUCUUAGCUGUCAUUACCUUUUUACCAGGUAUACCCCCAGAAGCAGAAUAUUCCGAAUAUAGUAUGAAACUUCCUUGGGAUUUACAAACACUAAAAUCUGUAACAAGGAUUCGACUACAAGAUCCUGAAAUAUUAUUCUCUGGAAAAAUCAAAGGUCCAGAAGCUUUUGCAUCGUUUAAUGGAGAAAUAUAUACUGGUAUACGUGGUGGUUAUGUUGUGCAAAUUGAAGAAAAUCGAAUUAAGCCUAUUGUAAAGUUUGGACAAAAGUGUGAUGGGUUGUGGCAAGAACAAAAAUGUGGUAGACCUUUGGGUCUAAAAUUUAAUGAUAAGGGAGAACUGUUUGUUGCUGAUAGUUACUAUGGUAUUUUCAAAGUAAAUGUUAAUACACGACAGUACAUAAAUAUAAUCAACAGUUCUGAACCUAUUGAUGGAAAGAUUCCAAGAGUGGUCAAUUCAUUAGAUAUUGCAAAAAAUGGAGAUAUUUAUUGGACAGAUUCAUCUAUAGAUUUUCCACUUCAUGAUUCAACCUAUGCAUUCUUAGCUAAUCCGUCAGGAAGGCUUAUUCGAUAUAAUGCCGCAACAAAAAAAAAUGAAGUAUUAGUAAAAAAUAUAGGAUUUGCAAAUGGUGUCUUACUAAGUGAUGAUGAAAGCUUUCUGAUUGUACUAAGUAGUCUUAAUUCGUGCAUUAUUAAAUAUAAUAUAAAAGGUUCAAAAGCUGGACAAAAAGAAAUCUUUGCAGAAGGUUUACCUGGUCUACCUGACAAUGUACAUAGUGAUGGGCAAGGAGGCUUUCUAGUAACUUUUAUUUUUACUGUAGAUCCUGAACAUCCUCUUUUAGCUCAAUCUCUGAUACCACAUCCACAUAUACGGAAAAUGUUAUCAAGACUACUUUAUUCAAUAGAAGCUCCAUUUAAAUUAUUGCAAGAUAUUUAUCCAAAUUACUAUUCGGAAAGAGUUUUAUAUACAGUAGGUUCAUUUGAACUUUCAAGAAAUAUAUUAUUAAAGAGUGAUUCAAUAAUACUUAGGAUGGAUAAAACAGGAAAAAUUUUGAAUGUUUUAUACUCAGAAGAUACAGAUAUUACUGAAAUUUCUAGCGCUUAUAUACAUAAUGGAUAUUUAUGGUUUGGUUCUCCUUGGAAGGAAUAUAUUAUGAGGGUCCCAUUGAAGCAAGCAUUCCCAGAUUUAGCACUUAAUACGAAACCUUCAGCUAAGAAGGAGCAAAAACAGGAAGAACCGCUUUUAACAGUUUCAGCUACACCAAAUAUUAAAGUAGAGGCAAAAUCGACAAAAUCAACUGUUAAAAAAGAAGCAACUACAAAACUACCUCCGAAAUCAACUGUUAAAGCACAAACAACACAAAAACCAAAUUCAGAUGCAACAAGACCAAAGGAGACCAUACAGAAGUCUACAACAUCACAACCUACUACCACCAGUUCCACUACCACUCCAAAACCAACAACAUCAUCACCCAAAGCAUCUGAAAAAUAUUCAAAGGAAAUUAAGAAAGAUAAAUCCAAUUCACAAGUUAAACCUGAAACAUCACAACAAAGCAAUGAAGCAAGAAUAAAAACAAAAUCUGAAGAUUCUGUCAAAAAAAAUGAUCAUGAAACUCAGACUGCAAAAUCCAAACCUAUGAAAAAAAAUGAAGAUUCUACUAAAAAAUAAACCAAUGUGUACAAGUUGAAACAUCAGUCCAAAUUUAAAUUAAUACUCAUUGUAUUAUUCUAUUCCAUGUUAAAAGUUCUACAUAUUCCAAACAUAUCGAUUUAAUUGUUAGGUUUUAUGAAAUUAUAACGUAUAUAUUUCAUACACAUUUCAUUCUUUUACCGGUGUAGGAUUUAGCUUUUACUUAUACUUUCUAAACAAUGUUCCAAAAAAGGUGAUAUUUAAAGAAUUCUUUUAUUUUAUUAUAUAUUAGUUUUCAUAUGUCAGAUCUGUAUAUAAGAUUAGGAAUGGUGUUGUUUCUGUAAAACAUUCCAUAUUAUGAUAUAUAUACUAAUAUAAUAUUUAAUAUAAACACAUACAUAUAUACUGAUGUAUAUAUAUGUAUGUGUAUGUAUGCAUUUUGUAAAUUCUGAUUUUAUUUAACUGCAUAAUGAAGAUAAGGUCCAAAUAAAAAGAAAAGAGAAUCCAUUUUGUUAUAGGCAGUUAUAUUGUUUUGAUAUGAAUUAACAUUCCAGAACAAAUUGUAUAAUAAAACUAUUAAAAUAAUUGUUCUAUAAAUAAAAUAAUUUAUAUUAGAGAUCACAUUUGCUUAUAAAUUACACAUUUAAUUAAAAUGUUUUCUGUGAUUAUAAAGAUAUCAUGUGUGAAUCUUCCAUUAAAUUUUUAAUUUCUAUUUUUGUAUGUAAUCUAGGAUAUUUUUCUACUUCGAGUAUAAUACAUAUUAUACACAAUAUAUGUUUGAAAAUAACAAUAAUGCAUUACUGAUGCAAAAUGUUUGCAGAUAUAUAUUUGUCUUUAACUGGGUAUUAUAUAUGCAGAUUAAUUUUGGACAUAAAUGGUGUUAAACAAUGUUCUUAAUUUUAUAUAGAAUUUGGUAAGGUUGUAUAACUGAUAUAAAAAUAAAUGUUUGCUUUUUUAAA
Bombus pascuorum is the source of this 2665-nucleotide messenger RNA. RefSeq names its product adipocyte plasma membrane-associated protein Hemomucin-like. The record is from RefSeq and is a predicted model, not a curated record. Gene Ontology annotation, molecular function: strictosidine synthase activity. The transcript has 4 exons. The coding region runs from base 33 to 1745 and encodes 570 amino acids. Gene Ontology annotation, biological process: biosynthetic process. Lineage: Eukaryota; Metazoa; Arthropoda; Insecta; Hymenoptera; Apidae.